AUGGCGGUGGCAGCUCUACAGAACUCCUUCACUUCCCUUUCUCUCUCCUCCAACAGUUUUCUGGGCCAACGCUUCUCCGUUCCUCUUUCCCCUCCCCAAGUCGCAGUUACAGACAAACCUUGUUCCAUUUCAGCAAAGAUUAAACGAUGGGAACGGAAAGAAUGCAAGCCCAACAGCCUUCCGGUGCUACAUAAGAUGCAUGUUAAGAUUGGUGACACCGUAAAAAUCAUUUCUGGACGAGACAAAGGUAAAAUUGGCGAAGUUUAUGAGAUCUUCAAGCACAACAGCACCAUUAAAGUGAAAGAAAUUAACUUGAAGACCAAGCAUGUUAAGAGUAGGGGAGAGGAUGAACCAGGGAAAAUUAUCCAGAUUGAAGCACCUAUUCACAGCUCAAACGUGAUGCUGUACUCCAAGGAGAAAAAUGUGGCGAGCCGGGUUGGUCAUAAAACAUUAGAUAAUGGAAAACGGGUUCGAUACCUCAUAAAGACUGGGGAAAUCAUUGACAGUGCAGAGAACUGGAAGAGAGCGAUUAAAGAGAAAAAGGAGGAGAAAGAAGUAGUUGCUGCUUCGUGA
Oldenlandia corymbosa var. corymbosa is the source of this 573-nucleotide messenger RNA. NCBI's taxonomy places the organism in Eukaryota, Viridiplantae, Streptophyta, Magnoliopsida, Gentianales, Rubiaceae. The record is from the annotation of a GenBank genome assembly.